AUGCUUGGAAAAAGUGGUCAGUUUUUCGGCCUCCGCGGCGUCAAGUUACAGAUUGCUGUUGGAAUGCUGGCUGGGAUGGACUUUUUGCUCUUUGGAUACGAUCAAGGUGUCACCGGAGGUCUUCUCACGUUGGAAUCUUUCCGAAGCCAGUUCCCGACCAUCGACCCUUUGCAAGAUGGCAUUACGGACACCGAAUCCAGUAAUCGAUCAACAUACCAGGGUAUUACAGUUGCGAGUUAUAACGUCGGGUGUUUCCUUGGCGCUGUAUCAUGUAUCUGGAUUGGCAACCCUCUCGGUAGAAGGAAGACUAUUUUCCUCGGUACGGCAAUUAUGGUCAUCGGUGCUAUCCUCCAAGCAUCUGCCUUCUCUGUUGCACAAUUCAUCAUUGGUCGUAUCAUCACUGGUUUCGGAAACGGACUCAACACUUCUACCGUGCCCACAUGGCAAUCCGAAUGCUCAAGGUCGCAUCGCCGUGGACAGCUGGUCAUGAUCGAAGGGGCUUUGAUUACAGGAGGCGUCAUGAUCGCAUAUUGGCUAGACUUUGGCUUUUACUUCUUGGACCCCAAUCCUGUUGCCUGGAGAUUUCCACUCGCGUUCCAGAUUUUCUUUUGUAUCAUCAUUCUAGCAUUCGUCAUGAGUCUACCCGAAUCUCCUCGAUGGCUUAUCCUCAAAGGCAAAGACGAGCAAGCAGUGCACGUUCUCGCAGCGCUAAACGACCGCCUGGUAGACAGCGAAUACGCCCACGACGAGUAUACAGCCAUCAAAGACACAGUCCUCGAAAUGCAAAAGGGCUCUUUCAAGGACUUGUUUACCAUGGGACCAGAUCGCCACUUCCAUCGCACAGUCCUGGCAUACGUGAACCAGAUGUUCCAACAAAUUUCGGGAAUUAAUAUCAUCACUUACUACAUCCCAAAUGUGUUGGAGAAUCAGGUGGGAUUGAGUCCUACCUUAGCAAAACUGAUCGCUGCUUGUAAUGGGACCGAAUAUUUCCUCGCUUCAUGGAUUGCUGUUUUUGCCGUCGAAAGACUUGGAAGAAGACAACUUAUGCUGUUCGGUGCUGCCGGCAUGUCGCUGUCCAUGGUCGCACUGGCAAUUUGCGACUCCGUUGGAAGCGCGGCUGCAAUCGGACAGACUGUGUUCUUAUUUGUUUUCAACACAUUCUUUGCAAUUGGAUGGUUGGGCAUGACAUGGCUCUACCCCGCUGAGAUUGUACCAUUGAAGAUUCGUGCACCUGCGAACGCGCUUUCGACGUCUGGAAACUAG
This is a messenger RNA of Cadophora gregata, 1263 nucleotides long. RefSeq lists its product as uncharacterized. NCBI's taxonomy places the organism in Eukaryota, Fungi, Ascomycota, Leotiomycetes, Helotiales, Ploettnerulaceae. Gene Ontology annotation, biological process: transmembrane transport; carbohydrate transport. The record is from RefSeq and is a predicted model, not a curated record. Gene Ontology annotation, molecular function: carbohydrate:proton symporter activity. The coding region runs from base 1 to 1263 and encodes 420 amino acids. Gene Ontology annotation, cellular component: membrane. The transcript is spliced from 4 exons.